AUGGUGAACUAUGGAGGAGAUGAAGUUUCGGCACUGGUUGUGGACAUUGGCUCAUCCUCAUUGCGUGCAGGAUAUGCCGGAGAUGACACCCCAAAAGCCAUUAUACCCACCUCAUACGGCUACUUGCCAGCCCCUCCUGAUGCUGAUAUUUCAAUGCUGGAUGUUACUGAAGGGAAAGAUCCUGUGAAUACACCCAAAUUUGCGAAGAUCUACAUUGGACAGAACGGGCCCUCAAUAUGGAGAGAAGGGAUGGAGAUUGGAAACCCUGUCAUUGACGGUCUCAUCCAGGAUUUUAACCCCAUCCCUCCACUGAUUGAGCACGCUCUGAAGGAAGUCAUGCGUUGCACCCCCUCAGAACACCCCACACUCGUAACGGAACCCACUUGGAAUACGACUGCGAAUCGAGAGCGAAUGGCAGAAAUUAUGUUUGAGGAGUUCAACGUGCCCGCCUUUUACAUUGCGAACACUGGUGUGCUGAACGCGUUUGCCUCCGGAAAAGGGUCCGCCCUAGUCAUUGAUGUUGGCCAAUCCAUGGCAAGCGUAACUCCCGUGGUCGAUGGCUUUGUUCUUCGAAAAGGUCUUGUUUACACGGCACUUCCCAAGCUUGUUCACGCUCAUGCUCGACAUACGCUUGCCUCCCCUACACAAUCUCGAAGAGCUAUUGAACUCUUGCCUCAUCAGUUGAUUUCCAAUAAAAUGCCCAUUGAACCGGGCCAAUCUCCGAGGUAUACCCUUCGCGAAGACCGAAUGCAGGGAACUACUGAGAGCUGGCGAAAUUGGGCAGAGGCGAGGGAGGUUGAUGAGUGGAUUCAAAGUGUUGCUGGUGUUUUGGACCAAGGGUGGAACGAUCAGUAUGCAGCAUCGAGACCCGCAAAGCAGUACGAAUUUCCCACAGGCUACAACACAUACUUUGGAGCGGAUCGUUUCCAUGUCGGAGAGCAAUUCUUUUGGCAUUCGCCGCAGCUAGCGUCAAAUCCCAGUUUGCCGAAGAAUAUCCCGGCCCUCAUUACAGAGUCGCUGCGAGCUUGUGAUCCGGAGCUCCGCCAGGUGCUCAUGGGGAAUGUUGUCCUCACAGGUGGCGGAAGUCUCUUCUCUGGCUUUACGGAUCGGUUGUCGACAGAACUUUCGAGGACGUUCCCGCACGUGAGAUGUACGAAGAUACAUGCCCCUGGCAAUCCUGUUGAGCGCCGAUAUGGUGGCUGGUUGGGGGGUAGCAUCUUGGCGAGCUUGGGGACAUUCCAUCAACUGUGGAUUAGUAAAGAAGAGUGGCAGGAGCACGGCAAGGCAAUCAUUGGUCAAAGAUGUAAGUAG
Molecule: messenger RNA, 1311 nt
Organism: Laccaria bicolor S238N-H82
Lineage: Eukaryota; Fungi; Basidiomycota; Agaricomycetes; Agaricales; Hydnangiaceae
Product: actin-related protein Arp4p
Exons: 9
Coding region: 1-1311 (436 amino acids)
Biological process (GO): regulation of transcription by RNA polymerase II
Cellular component (GO): NuA4 histone acetyltransferase complex; SWI/SNF complex
Molecular function (GO): chromatin binding
Source: RefSeq, a predicted model, not a curated record